Uloborus diversus is the source of this 957-nucleotide messenger RNA. RefSeq lists its product as uncharacterized. Gene Ontology annotation, molecular function: nucleic acid binding; zinc ion binding. The record is from RefSeq and is a predicted model, not a curated record. Lineage: Eukaryota; Metazoa; Arthropoda; Arachnida; Araneae; Uloboridae. The transcript has a single exon. Bases 1 to 957 code for a protein of 318 amino acids.
AUGAGAAAAAGUAAAUCUUGCGAUUUUGGUGAAUUGCACGAUAGCCUGGUGAUGGAUCGCAUUGUUGUUGGAGUUCAUCGAGACGCAGAUAGAGAAAAACUCUUGUCGGAGGAAAAUCUAACUUUAGAAAAAGCUAUAAAGAUUUGUAAAGCUUCCGAGCAAGCCCGGAAUCAAAUUAAUUCCAUGAAAAAUGAGCCUCUGAAAAUUGAAGCCGCAAAAAUAAGAAAUAAAUCUCAUUCUGCUGGAACUAAACCCCAAAUAAAAGAUGCUAAAAAGAGUACAACUAAAGCUCAGUGUACAAGAUGUGGUAAAAUACACAAGAAAAGAGAGUGUCCGGCAUACAAGAAGAUUUGCUUUGCUUGCAAAAAGGAAGGGCAUUUUUCUCAAGUUUGCCGCAUUAAAAAUGUUGUUCCAUCAAUAAGCGAUGUGAAAAAAGAUGUAGCAGAUGAAUGUUUCGUUGUAAAUACUGUUUCGGGAAAACAAAGCAUUUCAGAUUGGUAUGAAACUUUAGAAUUUGAUAACGGGACAAAGAUUAAAUUUAAAUUGGAUACAGGUGAACAGUGCAAUGUUCUGUCUCGAGAUUUAGCCAUGAAAGCUAAUUUAGAAUUUCAUAAUACAAAUGUUCGAUCAUUAAUUUCAUUUUCCAAUCACAAAAUGCACGUAACUAAUGAAAGUAUUUCGUCAGUUAAAGUGAAAGGAAAUAACUUCAAGACGCGAUUUAUGAUAGUGGAAAAAAUGGUGCAACCUAUAUUAGGGAAAGAUUCAUGUGUUGAGUUAGGCUUAGUUAAAAGAAUGAAUGCUAUAGGACUAACCCGUGAAAUCUUACAGACCGGCUCUGCUGAAGAUGAAACUGGUUGUUUGAAGAAUAUUAAGUAUGAUAUAGACCUAAUUGAUGAUCCCAAAUUGGAAAUAUUUCCAGCUAGGCGAGUGCCUCAUGCAAUAAGAGAAAGAGUUUAA